This is a messenger RNA of Paramacrobiotus metropolitanus, 1568 nucleotides long. RefSeq lists its product as uncharacterized. Gene Ontology annotation, molecular function: G protein-coupled receptor activity. Gene Ontology annotation, cellular component: plasma membrane. The transcript has 4 exons. Lineage: Eukaryota; Metazoa; Tardigrada; Eutardigrada; Parachela; Macrobiotidae. Bases 87 to 1391 code for a protein of 434 amino acids. The record is from RefSeq and is a predicted model, not a curated record. Gene Ontology annotation, biological process: G protein-coupled receptor signaling pathway.
CAGCAUAAUAUUAUGAGUUAAAUCGUUACUACACAACGCUCCUAGGUGCAGGAGAAAGAAAAGUGGCUCAUCGGAACCAAUACGUCAUGGCCGAAAACCUGCGUAUAUAUUUGCUGAACACAACCUUGGCUAGCAUCGAUCAGGAAACGACCUUAAAUUUCACGUCGAACAUGUCAGACGUUUCUGAAACCGAAUGGCAAAAAUAUGUUCCAGGAACGGGUGCAUGGAGCGCCAGUGCUUCGGCAAAAGCCAAUUUAUUCUACAUUGUUUGCUAUCCGAUUCUGUUGGCGCUGUGCACAAUUGGAAACAGCCUGAAUUUAACAGUUCUCUUUAGCGAAAAACGGAAGACCAGCACUAAUUGCUACAUGACCGCCAUGGCGGUUGGAGAUCUUGUUUAUGUGUGGGCACGGUUGUUGAGGUAUAACACAUUUGCCAGUAGGAUUACGAAGAUUUCGUAUAACCACAACGCAUCUGACGCCGUAUAUCCGUUUGUGUAUUAUGCACAAAAAUGGAGCACGUGCUUCAGUGACUGGGUCCUGAUCGCAUUUUCCCUGGAACGCCUUGCGGUCGUUUUCCGUCCACUGCAGACUAGGUGGCUGGUGCGGCCUUUAACGGCGCGUUGUGUAAUAGUUGGUCUGUUCAUUUUGGCGGGAAUUUUGCACGCCGAGCGCUUUGUCACAGAGCAUAUUCGCUAUAUCAAUAAUGGACUUCCGGAUGCUAUUCUGAAGUGGCUACUUCCGUGGACGGAUACCAUAGACAUUAUAGACACAAUAGUAAUUCUGGGAAAUUUUUUUGGUGUGUUGCUGAUCGACAGCUUUCUAAUCGCGGCCAUCAAACGACAAGAGAAUUCGGCGGUCGGUAAAAUGCGCUCGAUUCAGGCUACCAAGUCCACAACACAGAGCCGCAACAGCAAUAUCGUCCUGCUGGCCGACGUGGGACUGUACCUCUUCUCCUCCUUUCCCAACAUCGUAUACACCUGUUUAUUGGAGGCGGACAACUAUCAAAUGUUCUACUUUCACGUAACCGCACAAAUUGCCGGCAAUCGCAUUUGCACCAUCUUACAACUGUGUAACUAUUCACUGCGUUUCUUUCUCUACUUGAUGGUCAGUCAAAAAUACCGAAACGAUUUCGUUAAAGUCUUUGGCCCUCUUUGUUGUCCUGCGUGGACUCAAGAACACUGGAAAUCCUUGCGUGCAUUUAUGGGCAGUUGGCUCAGAGGAAAAGGUUCCGUAACACCUAGCAAGUUGUCCCCUACAUUGGAUAACAAAUCCAACGGACACCCUUCUUCUAAGAAAAAUCUAGAAAGCUCAUUAAGCACGGCAACGGUUACAAUGGAAAUGGACGAAAUGCCAAAUGACAGCAUCCCCUGGGCGACAGUAAUCAAAACCUAGAGCAAUUAAAACUGUUAAUUAGGGAUCGUCUUACCAUUAGUCACUGUCGCGUCACGCUUGAUCAUAAUCAGUUAAAUUAUAUUUUACCGAAAUCCUAAAAUUCUUGUUUUAAUUUGUUUCAACAGUUCUGUUGAUGCAUAUUAUGCGUAUGUUAAUAAUAAAAUUAGUAGUCGUAGA